CAAGAAGAAGAAGAAGAAGCAGCCGCAGCGAAGUAUCAGAGUUGGGACAAAAACAGUCCACUUCAAAAACAGUCCACUUCCGUCCUCCCGGACAGCAUUUUAAUUGGACUAUUAAAAAGGCAUCAAGUCCAUACAGCUAAAACAGCAAGGUCUCGCUUCGGCGCUGAAGUGCAUUUCGCUCGUUUUCCUGUUCUUCUAGCUUAGCCUGUUAGCUUAGCAGGACACCCCCUCACCGUUUCCGUGUGUUACCACCAGGAACGAAGAGAUUCGCCCGGAGCUGCACGGAAACUGACCUGGGCUUUCCUUAACAAACGCGGCUGCACGUCUCGGAUUCAACUGUGGCUUUUGCACGUAAAGUUUUGACUAAAAGAGCAACAAAAAUCAUUCUGCAAAACAAGGAAGUCUGAAUGAACUUUGUUGCUAGCACCCUGCUAGCCCUGUAGCUGCAUUGACUAAUUGUGCUGCUUCAAGGGGGAGGUGGGGUGUCCGUGCAGCCUCCUCGCCCGUCCUCCGGUGCUGAUAUUGAUUAUCUGCGAGAGCUUCUGGCCGUACAAUAGAUAUUUCGAUCGCUAUCUAACGGAACCGUCCGGGUCGAAACGCUUCAGAGAUGAUUCCCGACAAAGCCCCGAAGGAAGACGUCUUCCAUGGGUCCGAAGACCUGAAGAAGAAGGCUCACGUCCCCAGCUUUGAGAAAUAUAAAGAGCUUUACACGAAAUCUAUAGAAAAUCCAGACGAGUUCUGGUUAAACAUCGCCAAAGAUUUCUUCUGGAAGACCAAACACACCGGUCAGUUCCUCGACUACAACUUCGACGUGACCAAAGGAGAAAUCUUUGUCAAGUGUAUGGAUGGAGCCUCCACCAACAUCAGCUACAACCUCCUCGACCGCAAUGUCCACGAGAAGAAACUGGGCGAUAAAGUGGCCUUCUACUGGGAAGGCAAUGAGCCUGGUGAUGAGUUGACGGUGACCUACAGAGAGCUGCUGCAGAGGGUCUGUCAGUUUGCCAACGUCCUGAAGUCUCAGGGAGUGAAGAAGGGCGACCGUGUGUCCAUUUACAUGCCCAUGGUGGUUGAACUGGUGGUAGCCAUGUUGGCCUGCGUCCGCAUCGGAGCUGUUCACUCCAUAGUGUUUGCAGGUUUCUCUGCUGAGUCUCUGUGUGAGAGGAUCCUGGACUCCCAGUGCUCGCUGCUCAUCACAGCAGAUGGUUUCUAUCGAGGAGAUAAGCUGAUCAACCUGAAGCUCUUGGCUGACGAGGCGCUGCAGAAAUGUAGAGACAAGGGUUUCCCAGUGGAGAAGUGUAUAAUGCUGAAGCACUUGUCCAAGGAAGCAGACGAGACUUCCCUGGGCUCUCAGUCUCCUCCGGCCAAACGAUCCUGUCCCGACCUGCAGCAGGAGAAUCAGACAGGGAGAGUAAAGAAAACGCGUCCUGUUCCGCAGGUCCCGUGGAACCCGGAGGUGGACCUGUGCUGGCACGCUCUGAUACGAGGAGCUUCGGACGAGUGUGAACCAGAGUGGUGCGAGUCUGAAGAUCCUCUCUUCAUCCUCUACACCAGCGGCUCAACCGGCAAACCAAAGGGAGUUCUUCACACAGUCAGCGGCUACAUGCUCUACACCGCCACCACCUUCAAACUGGUGUUUGACAGCCAGCCUGAUGACAUUUACUGGUGCACGGCAGACAUCGGUUGGAUCACCGGACACUCCUACAUCACUUACGGCCCUCUGGCUAACGGGGCCACCAGCGUCCUGUUCGAGGGGCUGCCUACCUACCCAGACGUCGGCCGUAUGUGGGAGAUCGUGGACAAAUAUCACGUGACCAAGUUCUACACGGCUCCAACCGCCAUCAGACUGCUGAUGAAGUAUGGCAGCGAGCCGGUGCAGAAAGCCGGGGAUUCAAACUGUGAGCUGUGCUUCCCCCUGGGUGGACACGUGUUAACUCCUCUACCUGCAGCCACACCCACGAAACCUGGAUCUGCUACGUUCCCGUUCUUUGGAGUGGUGCCGGCCAUCUUGAAUGAGUCAGGAGAGGAGCUGGAGGGGCCAAGUGAAGGAUACCUGGUUUUCAAACAGCCGUGGCCCGGCCUGAUGAGAACGGUGUACGGAAACCAUCAGAGGUUUGAGACCGUCUACUUCAAGAAGUUCCCGGGAUACUACGUCACGGGAGACGGUUGCCGCAGAGACAAGGACGGCUACUAUUGGAUAACGGGGAGGAUAGACGACAUGCUGAACGUCUCAGGUCACUUGUUGAGCACAGCGGAGGUGGAGUCGGCGCUGGUGGAGCACGAGGCCGUCGCCGAGGCUGCUGUGGUGGGCAAACCGCAUCCCGUCAAAGGGGAAAGCCUCUACUGCUUCGUAACCCUCAAUGACGGAGUGACGUACAGCCGCACGCUGGAGGCAGAGCUCAGAAAACAAGUAAGGGAGAAGAUCGGGGCCAUCGCUACGCCGGACUACAUCCAGAACGCCCCAGGACUCCCCAAGACCCGAUCUGGUAAGAUUAUGCGAAGGGUGCUCCGCAAAAUCGCCAACGACGAACGGGACCUGGGCGACAUCUCCACGCUGGCCGACGACUCUGUCGUCGAGCAGCUCUUCCAGAACAGAUGCUGCAGCGCCGUGUGACGGCCUCCAGGAUCCUCGAGGGGGGGGGGGUUCCCGACUGCAGCCGCACGCCAGCGGCCACAAACUCAACCAGAGAAGAAGAAGAAGAAGAGGAGGAUGAGGAGGAAGAGGAGAAGGGGGAGGAGUAGGAGGAGGAAAAUUUCCACGAACUUGGUCUUGUCCAGCAAACAUACUCUAAGUCCUGAUGAGGAUGAGCUCUGUUCAGCUCAGCCCGUAUUUAAAGCGACGCCACUAUUUUAUAUGUAAGAAAAAUCUGCAGCAGGUAGCGACACAACAUCUGCCUGGUUAGUAGUAGAUAUUUCCCACUUCUGUUGCAGUAAAAACAAAUGAAUUGAACGACCACAAACAACAUCCAGGAGUUGAUAAGCGCAUCAGUCUGUGGGCUUCAAUGUUUCCCAGAAGUUGACAGAGUUGCGGCCCUUAAAAGACACACGGCAGGGGAGCAGGCAGCCAGAGGUUGUUUUUUGGGUAAGACCGUCCUGCGGUGGAGGUAGAGAGGUGGAGCUGGGUAACAUUUCAUCUGGUUUCAUCCUGGUGUUUUAGCCUAUAAUACACAGCAAUAUCUUAUAUAUAACUGCUCAGUAAAAGUAUACAAUACAGUAGUGUUCCUGUGGUUAAAGGACGACUUUCUACACUGGAAUAAGGCUCAUGUGAAGUGCUACCUGUAGUCAAUAUAACAAGUCGUCUCCUCCCCUCACUCGAUGCCAUAGUACUGUUAUGUACACUGAUGAUUAGCUCAGUUUGAGAACGCUCAACAUUUCUACUAGUUUUAAUUUCUGUUGUAAUUUUCUAAAAGGUAUGUAGAUCUGAGUCUUUUUUUUUUUUUUUUUUUAAUCU
This is a messenger RNA of Xiphias gladius (swordfish), 3448 nucleotides long. It is a transcript of the gene acss2, whose product is annotated as acyl-CoA synthetase short chain family member 2. Lineage: Eukaryota; Metazoa; Chordata; Actinopteri; Istiophoriformes; Xiphiidae. Bases 608 to 2611 code for a protein of 667 amino acids. The transcript is spliced from 19 exons. Gene Ontology annotation, molecular function: acetyl-CoA synthetase activity. Gene Ontology annotation, cellular component: cytoplasm. Gene Ontology annotation, biological process: acetyl-CoA biosynthetic process. The record is from RefSeq and is a predicted model, not a curated record.